CAGGUAGGCAAUAUAACCAUUCCAUAUCAUUUUUUAUUUCAGGAUGAAAUUAAACUGAAUCAAAUUAUAUCCAUGUGUUUUUAUUUUUUUAGUCUAAUCUUAACAUGGUUAACCCCUAAUGUUAAACUCUUCAUCAUCGUACUUAGGACGAAACCAUUAACCAUCUUCCCCCGAAUCUUGAAAGUGUGAAAUUGCGUGCUUGAAGAGCAGAACGCUGGGAGAGAACGACAACAAUUCCAGAGUUUACUUCACUUGGGUAUGGAUGUAAAAGAAACUAUUAAGGACAUAGUCCCUUGGGAUGGGACUCUCUCUUCAAGUGAUUUUUUCCUUUCUGCUAUUACAUUUUCUGAAAAGUGGAAAAGGUUCAGUUCUUCCAUUCCACCAUGGCUCUGGGUCCCUUGUUCAAAACAUCAUUUGGUUUCUUCUCAUAAGGAGGAAGGAUACUUAUCACUGGAGAACAUGUGCCUUAUCAAAUCAAGUGAGGAUGAAGAAAGUAAUAGAAGUUUGACGUGGAAAGAAGAAAGCAACAUCUCACAGGGAGAAGAGCCCUUUGAUUAUGCCACUUUAGUAUGUCCAGAGCAUGAAGUAAACCACUAUGAUUUUCAUAUUGUCUACAGUCCUUCUUAUAGAGUUCCAGUGUUGUAUUUCCGUUCAUACCAUAGCGAUGGACAACCUUUGCCGUUCAAUGGAAUUGAAAAGGACAUUCCUGGUCACUCUGCAAAGUUACUAUCAGAAUCCAAAUGGACAUUUAUAACUCAGGAGGAACACCCAUAUUUAAAGAGGCCAUGGUACAAAUUACAUCCAUGUGGAACAAGUGAUUGGAUGAAGCUGCUCUUCCUUGGUGAUACAUCUUUGAAUAUAAAUGGUUUUGUUAUCGAACAGUAUCUGGUUUCCUGGUUCUCGGUCAUUGGACAAGUGGUUGGUCUUAAAAUUCCUUUGGAAAUGCUGGAUACUGCAGUUCCUAAGUCUAACAAAGAAGCUCACUCAUGCUUAACACAAAAUGAAAUAAAGGAAACGUGAAAAAAAGUCUCUGCACCCCACUUCACUUUUAUUGGUGUAGUUGUCAUUGUAAAUAGAUUGAUGUUGUUGGCCAAGCAUCAAAAUGAUUUGUAAAAUAUAUUUUUAAAUUCUACCACUGAUGCAAUUGGACCAUAA
Molecule: messenger RNA, 1155 nt
Organism: Gastrolobium bilobum
Lineage: Eukaryota; Viridiplantae; Streptophyta; Magnoliopsida; Fabales; Fabaceae
Product: ubiquitin-like-conjugating enzyme ATG10
Exons: 7
Coding region: 259-1020 (253 amino acids)
Biological process (GO): protein modification by small protein conjugation; macroautophagy; protein lipidation
Cellular component (GO): intracellular anatomical structure
Molecular function (GO): Atg12 transferase activity
Source: RefSeq, a predicted model, not a curated record